Molecule: messenger RNA, 1983 nt
Organism: Ambispora leptoticha
Lineage: Eukaryota; Fungi; Glomeromycota; Glomeromycetes; Archaeosporales; Ambisporaceae
Source: the annotation of a GenBank genome assembly
AUGGUCAGUUCAACAAAUACGCAACCGAAAGUAAAAACUGUUGAAAUCGAUCGGGUGGAACUUUCUAAUGCUAUUACUAAACUCUCCCUCUCUGAUCAGCUCGCGUUGGAAAGUGGUGACGCAUCGCCGACCAAAAACGUGUUGGUGGUGGAAAAGUUCAAGGAUACUAAUAUGAAGGGGAAGGAUAGGAACAGUAGCAAUGAUAGUAGUAAUGGGGUCAACGGUACAGCCACAGAACUUUCUAGUCAAAAUAGCCACAGUAAUAAUAAUACUGGAUCAAAUGUCAUUGCGAACGGGAAGAACUCUGAAGUAGUAAAGCAACCGACUGUUGCCGCAGCCGUUGCUGUUACGGAAAAUAGUGCCGAUUCCUUAAAAAACGAGGAUGUCGUAUCCCACAGCCCUCAUAAUAAUGAAAAAAACAAGAACAAUAGCGAGCAACAGGUGUCAUCAACGUCUUCAUCGGCAGAGACAAAAGAAUCUCAACCGCCGAAGAAGAUACCGAUACCUGCACCGAUCCCCCCUGUUAACUUUUGGGAUGUCAGAAAAGAAGCUAUGCAGAGUGCAAGAAAAGCACCUGCUAAUACUAAUAGUAAUAUGACUUCUGGUUUACAUUCAUCCAAUGUGACCGUCUCUAAUAAUAAUCGCGUUGAGAAACAAUGCAAAGGAUCUUUUAUUGAUAAUAAUAUUAAUAAACCUAUAAUCACAAAGGCAACAUCAUUAGCAAAUACCACAACAAAAUCGUCAACGAUGGACAAUUCAAACAUCAUUAAAGGUCAAGCAUCUUUGGAUGAUCAAAGCAGUUGGCCUGCACCGGGUGAAGUUUUGAUAAAGGAUAAGGAAAAAGAGGCAAAUGAAAAUACAGAGAGAAAACAAUCUCCAGAUAUUUCUAAAAAAGAAGAAAUCAGUUCGAAACGAGGUAAGGGGAAAUGGAUCCCGUACACUCCAAUAAAAAUCACUCAUUCCACGCCACUACCAAAUCACGGGCAAAAACAUCGUCGUCGCAGUGAAGCUUCAGUUCCACAUACCGAACCUAAAGAACAUCAAACAAGUAUCGAAGAGCAAACUAAUAAUAACCCUGGAUCUGAAACAUUAACAACGACCACAUCAGCAUUGUCAGUAUCCUCGUCACAACAAAAUGGCAACUCUAAUCCAAGACGACGUUAUAGUUUACCACAGAAUGGACGUGAACAAUACAGUCGUCGUUAUUCACAAUCAAGUAUCGAUAAUGGACAAUAUGUACGUCAUACGAAUAAUUUAUCAUUUCGUGGUGGACGAAGAGGAUUAGGCAGUAGAAGCCGACCGUUUAAUGGAACUCGUGCUCUACCACGAUCGGCGACAUUUUCUUAUUCUACCGGAUGGCAACAUCAAUUUGGAAACGUAUAUACCGCAAAGAUGCCUUCAUAUGUUUAUGACUUGGAACUUUUAAAAUUUCACAUACUUCAACAAGUGGAAUACUAUUUCAGUGUUGAAAAUUUAUGUAAAGAUAUAUAUCUACGAAGUAACAUGGACACGUAUGGCUUUGUUGACAUAUCAUUAUUGGCCAAUUUCAAUCGAGUUAAACUCUUGACUUUGGAUGAAAAACUUGUUCGUGAGGCUCUCCUCAAUAGUUAUGUUAUCGAGGUCAGCAAUGACAAGGCUAGAAAACGUGAUGGUUGGGAAAUGUGGUUAUUACCGAACCAAAACCAACAAAAUAUAAACGAUCCAACUUUGGCAGAAUCGACAUAUGAUAAUACCAAAUCUCUAGUCUCAGAGGGAGAGUACGCAAAUAGGAAUAAUGAUUCUGAAACUAUGAAUCAUGCAAACAAGGAAAAUCAAGAGCCAAAACAAGAACAAGUAGUAAUAGAAAAUACCGCAGCAACAAUUCCGUCAAUGUCGACGAUAAAUGAAUUGGAUGAACCACCAUCAAAUACAACGACAACAACUUUUACUCAUAAUAAUACAUCCGAGAAUUUUGAACCUUUGAUCGCGACAGCAUCGAGAUGA